GUUACUAAGAAUCAAUCAUCAUUGCAACAUUUAAAAUUUGUAUACAAUACUUUUAAAGCCAUGUCCGCGGACCCCACUCCCCCAGGGGUACCUAAGCUAGCAGGAAAGCCAUAUCAGUACAAAAGGCUUUCGGACGAUGUAGAUGUCUUAGUACCUAGACCCAGUAUUGUUCUGCCACAACUGCAAGAAGCUGAAAAACGUUUUUUUGAGUUAGUAGCUUCAGGCGAUGUGAUUGCUGUUAAAGAAUACUUAGAUCAAAAUCCCACUAUUAAUGUGAAUUGUACAAACUUCCAAGGAGUCACAGCUCUCCUAGUAGCUGUUCAAGGCCACUCUGAUGCUAUGGUUGAGUUUCUAUUGACACAACCUGGUAUAGACAUCGGAGAUUGUGUAUUGCAUGCUGUUAAAGACAACCAACCCCUUAUCUUGACAAUGUUGUUAGACAAAUUAAGCCAGAUUUCGCCGAGUCUAGAAUUUGUUGGUGUUACACAUAGCUCUGACUUCCCUGAUUAUGUCACACCUUUGAUUCUAGCAGCACAAUGCGGACAUUAUGAGAUUAUCAAGACAUUAAUAGAAAGAGGUCAUACUAUUAGCAAACCUCAUCCACCUUCCUGUCGGUGCUCUGAAUGCCUGUUACAUCUAGAGCAAGAUGAUCUUCUGCAUGCAGAAAGCCUAAGGUUAAAUUUGUAUAGAGCUGUAGCAAACCCGGCAUAUAUAUGCUAUUCUACCUAUGAUCCUAUAUUAACCGCCUUCCGAUUAGCUAAAGAGCUGAAGGACUCAUCUUUUCUUGUACCAGAAUUCCGAACUGCUUACACCGAACUCUCUGAAGAAGUUGGUACAUUUGCUGUAGAUUUGAUAGCGUGUUGUAGGAGUACUACAGAAAUGGAACUAAUACUAACGCAAAGUGCUGGUUUGUCUUCAUCAACAGCGUUCCAGUUUCCUAGACUAACUCUAGCGAUGGAUUAUAAGCAGAAAACUUUCGUGGCACAUCCAAACACUCAACAGAUUGUUGAAUCUGCUUGGAGUGGGGAUUGGCACGAAUAUAUCAUUAAACCACAGAUUAUUAAGUUACUAUACCCAAUAGGUAGAGCCUUCAUGUUGCCUGUGAUUACCUUCAUGUGCUUAUUAAUGCCUAACUCUGGUUUAGUCCAAUUUUGGAGUAUACCAAUAAACAAAAUGUUGAGUCAUAUAUCUUCAUAUGGAAUUUUUUUGGUGAUAAUUUUCUUAGAGUCCAAUAUAGAUAAAACUGGACAGAAAAGAAAACCACCGAACUCUGGUCUCGAACCGGUAAUAAUAACGUUUGUCGUGGGUAAUAUCUGGAGCUUAAUUAGAAUGUUGGUAUUGGUAGGCCCAGCAAGAUUCUUCAAAAAGUUAUGGAGUUGGCAUGGAAUAGUAAACAACAUGCUAUUUGUACUUACAUUUCUCUUUUGGUUAGCAUCUUACUUAGACGCAAAAAGUAAUGAUCAAACUGAUCUUGAAAGAAAAUACUGGCAUCAUUUGGAUCCAUUGCUCAUAGCUGAGGGUUGCUUUACAGUAGCAACUAUAAUGGCUUAUUUUAAGUUAAUGUUUUUUUGUAGACUCAACUAUUACAUGGGACCAUUGCAGAUAUCUUUAGGUAAAAUGUGUGCUGAUCUGGCUAAAUAUAUAAUAAUUUUCGUUAUUGUUAUAAUCUCGUUUUCUGCUGGUUUGUGCAGGUUCUACCAGUACUACGACGGGAUGGUGCAGGUUGAUAGCAACCAAAUCAAGACACAACAAGUCUCAUCGUUUGUUAAUUUUGCAUCAACUUUAAAAACUUUUUUUUGGGCUAUAUUGUGCAUGUCUCCAUUAGAGUCUGCAGAUGUGGUUAUAGAAAAUCUUCCAGGGGAAACCCCUGAGACUACUAUUAUCAACACUCACGAAUUUACAGAAGCUGUAGGGUACAUAGCAUUUGCACUAUUCGAGGUGCUAAUAGUAGUGAUGAUAUUGAAUAUGCUCAUAGCUACAAUGUCGUCUACGUUUCAGAGAGUAAUUGAUAACUUGGAUGUUGAAUGGACUUUCGGAAAAACUGACUUCUACAUGGAGUUUAUGCUUCAGUCGACAACACCUUCACCAUUCAACUUAAUCCCUACCCCUAAUGGUGUUAACAAUUUUUUGAGUCUACUUAGUGGACCUACUACCAAAUCUAAAGGUUGUUGUAAAUUUGAUAAAGAUAGUUUUUUGCAAAAUGAAUCUGUUGGAAGGGUAAAUGAGAUAGAAUAUCCAGCGCUGAUGACUUUGUUAGUACAGAGGUACUUUAGAGAAAAAGAUAUGGCUUCAGCUGCCGCUAGUGAUUUUGAUUUACUACGACAGGAGAUACAUGAGCUCAAAAAUUUAUUAGCUCAGAUUGUAGAAGAAAAAUAGAUAAAAUGACAAAUAUCUAAGUUCAAGACUUUUAUUUUUUCAAUUAUUUUUGUAUUUGCAUUUGUUUAUUUAUGACAUGUUUUUU
This is a messenger RNA of Diabrotica virgifera virgifera (western corn rootworm), 2461 nucleotides long. RefSeq names its product short transient receptor potential channel 5-like. Gene Ontology annotation, cellular component: membrane; cation channel complex. The record is from RefSeq and is a predicted model, not a curated record. The transcript is spliced from 2 exons. Gene Ontology annotation, biological process: regulation of cytosolic calcium ion concentration; calcium ion transmembrane transport; manganese ion transport. Lineage: Eukaryota; Metazoa; Arthropoda; Insecta; Coleoptera; Chrysomelidae. Gene Ontology annotation, molecular function: inositol 1,4,5 trisphosphate binding; store-operated calcium channel activity; protein binding. Bases 61 to 2376 code for a protein of 771 amino acids.